AUAAAGAAUAAUAACACCUCGCGUUUGCUCAACAAAAAUACGAAGAAUUACUUGAGUAUUUCCAGAGGUGUGUGUUGUUUCAAACUCAAGGAGAAGCUACGAUUGAGUCGUGUCUGGGUGGCAUCGUCGAAUUCGGCUGACUCGUUCAUUAUUGGAUGGCCAUUUUGCAACUACCUCGUGCAUUUCAGAAGCCGUACUGAGAAGGAAGAAUGGUUUGAGAUGUUCUCCUAUUGUGUGCAACAAUGUUUACGACCUCUCUCCACUACAAUAACGAUGGACAUCAACGUUCGAGGCAGGAAGCAGGUUAUUCGUCGCCGCGUCGAUAACGGCAAGAAAAGCGGUGAAUUGGUAGUCGAAACGGCUGCUGAUCUUGGCUUAUCACAUACAUCAUACGAAUUAAGGCUUUUUGUAGGUGAUGGAACUGUCAAGUCUUUACAGGGCCCGGAGAAUGUCUACGUGGUGAUAAUGAGCGAAAUUGAGAGACAAGGAAUACGGUUGUCGGAAAGUCAACGACAGUCGUUGGAUGCUUGUCCGAUAGCGAACGCACGACUCAUGCUCUCCAAUAUCAAAUCGUCGAAGAGUUCUGCCAUGCAGAUCGUCAACAGCAUCAAGAGACGUGUGUUACAUCGCUCGGAUCCUCGAGGGAUUUUUGGACGUGAGCUAGAUGGUCCAACACCACCACAAUCAGUGAUGAGCAUCAUCGAUCAUUUGCGUUUAUAUGGUUACGAAACGGAAGCGAAGGUUUAUCCACUGCAAUCUAAACAGGUCUUUACCAUAGUUAAGUGGGCAAAUCACAUUAUGGUAGACUACCUAAGAAGUAUCCCGGGCAAGAUUCUGCUAAGCGGCAAUUAUGACUUAUGGAUCAGAGAAGUUGUGGAUGAGCCGAAUCAUGAGAGAAAGAUCGCUGCUUGUCGUAAUCUCCUUAGUUUGCUUCCGACUUCACACUGGAUUCUUCUGAGAAAUCUACUCAAGCUACUCAGUAUGAUAGCCGGUUCUCCCAGUUCCAAGAUGAGUGCUUCGGCGCUAUCUGUCUGCUUAGCACCAAGUUUUCUUGAUCCGUCUGAUCCAUUAGAAAGCGGAAAGAAGAUCCCAUUACUCAUCGAAUUCCUGAUUCUCAAUGCCGUCGAGGUGACGCCUCCAGGAUUCAGUACUGACAAUGUGUUUUCCAUUCUAAGUUCGGUAUGCGUCGACCAUAACGCUAACAAUUUGUAUAGCCCGGUACCGACGUGUUCGGACGACGACGGAUCACAACGAACUCCGAUAAUCGAGGAAAUGGGAGGUGAGGUGUCGACAGUGAAAGCAUAG
Angiostrongylus costaricensis is the source of this 1305-nucleotide messenger RNA. Lineage: Eukaryota; Metazoa; Nematoda; Chromadorea; Rhabditida; Metastrongylidae. The record is from the annotation of a GenBank genome assembly.